UAAAUAUGGGUAUAACCCCCAACCUUUAUGAAGAGUGAAGACGCAACACCCUCCUUUCAAUAUCGAUACUCCUCUCUUGCAUUAACUUUCUCUCUAAAAUUCGGACCACUACCACAUUUUCUCUCUCUAAAAUUCUCGAUCUCUCUCUCUACCCUCAUGGUUCACUUGUUCAAGCAUUCAUUUGCUCUCUCUGCUUUUCAUCUAGUAGAGCCGAUUAGGUUUGUUUCUUGUGAGAGGAAAAUAAUUGGAUUGAGCUGUAUCGGUAAAGGAGUACAGAGGCAAGAAGGUGUUGAUUCCGAGCAAAAGAGAGCUUACUCAAACAUAGUGUCACCUGAUCAGGCGUAUGUGAUCCACGAAGAUGAUGACGACCAGAGGUGCCGUUGCCGGAGCUUGCAUUGAUUUUUUGAGACGUUUGAAAUUUAUUCCAGAGGACCUGCAGCUUGUUAAGACCCCAUUCAUGAAAAAGGAUAAAAUGAUUGUCAUAAUGAAUGACGAAGUUUUACUUAUUAUGUUUCAGUAGUUUUAAUGAAGAUAAUUGACGGUGCCUCCAAAUUUCAUCUUGUUCUCGGAACGUUUUAGUCUUUCAAGAAAUAUGUACUGAAGCGCCCCCAUUUGAAGUUGAUGUGGAUGCUUGUCAAGACCCCAUUCAUGAAAAAGAUAAAAUGAUUGUCAUAAUGAAUGACGAGGUUUUACUUAUUAUGUUUCAGUAGUUUUAAUGAAGAUAAUUGAUGGUGCCUCCAAAUUUCAUCCUGUUCUCGGAACGUUUUAGUCUUUCAAGAAAUAUGUACUGAAGCGCCCCCUAUUUGAAGUUGAUAUGGAUGCUGUAUACAAAGUCAUCGGACCCGUAAUAAAAGUUGUUAGCAGACUUGAUACCGUUCUGAAUUAGGUGGCACAUUGACCUCCAUUGAAUGUAUUAAACACCAUAUCAUUCACACUUUCUCUUUUCUUCA
Cornus florida is the source of this 950-nucleotide messenger RNA. RefSeq lists its product as uncharacterized. NCBI's taxonomy places the organism in Eukaryota, Viridiplantae, Streptophyta, Magnoliopsida, Cornales, Cornaceae. The coding region runs from base 28 to 399 and encodes 123 amino acids. The transcript has 4 exons. The record is from RefSeq and is a predicted model, not a curated record.